UUUUUUUGACAAUUAAAUCGGAAUGAGGCUUUACUACCGUUAAUGUUAUACCAUUAAAGGAGCAUUUCGUUCCUUUGUUAAAUUUGGAACUCGAUAAUUGAAAGAAUAAAUAAACCAAUUCUGAGCGUUCUUUUUGAAACCUUCUUAUUUCUCAUGAGAAAACCUUCAACGAAGCAUACCUACAUCAGUUAGAUAUGUAUCGAAUUGUAAAAAUUAUUAUUCUGUCUAUUGUUUGUGUUUACUGCCAUAGUUUAGAUAUCGUAGAUAGCAAUAGGACAUCUAAGUUUGGAUUUGGAAUCGGGUUAGUCAGAUUCGCCAAUAAUAUAUGUACAAGCUCUGAUGGACUUGAAGGAGCUUGUUUCACGAAGAGAGAAUGCAAAAAAAUUGGAGGUAGUGGAUUCGGCAGUUGCGCUAAUGGACUUGGUGUAUGCUGUAUUGUACGGAAAUCUUGUGAUGGAACAACAACAUCCAAUAAUACCUAUUUUGCUAGUCCAGGUUUUCCAAGUUCUUAUAAUGGAGGGACAACUUGCUCAUUCACAAUAAAAAAAUUAAGUAACGAUAUUUGUCAGGCAAGAAUUGAUUUCCUCGCUUUUUCUCUGGAUCAACCCAACGCGAACGGUGCUUGUGUGAACGAUGGCUUAUCUAUAAUUGGGGGAGCAUCUCCAGUUCCCACCAUUUGUGGGGAGAAUGGGGAGCAACAUAUUUACGUAAAUUUCGCCGAGAGGGGAAAUAUCCAGAUGAAUAUUUUCACGGGUAUUUCUGUGAACAUGAGAAGAUCUUGGAAUUUCAAAAUUUCCCAAAUAGGAUGUGACUGUCCAACAAGAGCUCCAUCUGGAUGUCUUAUGUAUUAUACCUCCCUUUCUGGAACUGUAAGAAGUUUCAAUUACGGUACAACUGGCAACGCAGCUGCUUCCAGACAACUGAUAAAUCAAAACUAUGGUAUAUGUAUCGCCAUGCAGCCUGGUUAUUGCUCAAUAAACUGGAGUCAAACAGGUGGAGAUCCGUAUUCCUUCAGUGUAUCGGGAGAUACAGGAGUGGCUGUAACGGAUGGCACUAUAGCUACCAAUGCAGCAGCUGUUAUAGGAGCCCUUUGUAAUACAGAUUUCGUUGUAAUUCCUAAUCCUACGUUUAGGGAUACUCAAAUGCCAGCAAGCGUCGAUAGGUUUUGCGGUAAUGGAUUCGAACCACUUACAACAUCGUCUAAGCCUUUUGUAAUGACAGUAGUGACAGAUGCAACUGAAGCUGGAGACGUGGGAAAUAGAGGAUUUUCUUUGGACUUUUCACAACAGAGAUGCGUAGGAAUGCCUUUUUAAUAAAGUAAAACUUUAAAAUGCUAA
This is a messenger RNA of Harmonia axyridis, 1337 nucleotides long. RefSeq lists its product as uncharacterized. NCBI's taxonomy places the organism in Eukaryota, Metazoa, Arthropoda, Insecta, Coleoptera, Coccinellidae. The transcript has 6 exons. The record is from RefSeq and is a predicted model, not a curated record. Bases 195 to 1313 code for a protein of 372 amino acids.